CCCCGCACCCGCCCAGCCGCGGGGCCGCCUCCGGCAUGCGGAGCUGCAAGAUGGUGCGGGUGGCCAGCGUGCUGGGGCUCGUCAUGCUCAGCGUGGCGCUGCUCAUCCUGUCCCUCAUCAGCUACGUCUCGCUCAAGAAGGACAACAUCUUCGGGGCGCCCCGCGCCGCCGGCGCCGCCGGGCCCCGCAUGUACAUGUUCCACGCGGGAUUCCGGUCUCAGUUUGCGCUGAAGUUCCUGGACCCCUCGUUCGUCCCCAUCACCAACUCCCUGGGCCAAGAGCUGCAGGACAAGCCCUCCAAGUGGGUCUUCAACCGGAGCGCCUUCGCCCACCAGAGGCAAGAAAUCCUUCAGCACGUUGACGUCAUCAAAAACUUUUCUCUGGUCAAGAGCAGCGUUCGGAUCGGGCAGCUGAUGCACUACGAUUACUCCAGCCACAAGUAUGUUUUCUCCAUCAGCAAUAACUUCAGGUCUCUGCUUCCUGACGUGUCUCCCAUCCUGAACAAGCACUACAACAUCUGCGCCGUGGUCGGCAACAGCGGGAUCCUGACCGGGAGCCAGUGUGGGCAGGAAAUUGAUAAGUCAGAUUUCGUCUUUCGGUGCAAUUUUGCUCCAACUGAGGCUUUCCAGAAAGAUGUUGGAAGGAAAACCAACCUUACCACCUUCAACCCCAGCAUCCUGGAGAAGUAUUACAACAACCUCUUGACCAUUCAGGAUCGCAACAACUUCUUUUUAAGUCUGAAAAAGCUCGAUGGGGCCAUUCUUUGGAUCCCCGCUUUUUUCUUCCACACCUCGGCGACAGUCACGAGAACACUGGUUGACUUCUUUGUCGAGCACAGAGGGCAGCUGAAGGUCCAGCUGGCUUGGCCAGGAAACAUCAUGCAGCACGUUAACAGGUACUGGCGGAACAAGCACCUGUCCCCGAAGCGGCUGAGCACGGGUAUCCUCAUGUACACCCUGGCUUCGGCCAUCUGCGACGAGAUCCACCUCUACGGGUUCUGGCCCUUCGCCUUCGACCCCAACACGCGGGAGGACCUCCCGUACCACUACUACGACAAGAAGGGAACCAAGUUCACCACCAAGUGGCAGGAGUCCCACCAGCUGCCUGCAGAGUUCCAGCUGCUCUACAGGAUGCACGGUGAAGGACUGGCCAAGCUCACCUUGUCGCAUUGUGCCUAA
Pyrgilauda ruficollis (rufous-necked snowfinch) is the source of this 1178-nucleotide messenger RNA. RefSeq names its product ST8 alpha-N-acetyl-neuraminide alpha-2,8-sialyltransferase 3 (gene ST8SIA3). Gene Ontology annotation, biological process: N-glycan processing; oligosaccharide metabolic process. Lineage: Eukaryota; Metazoa; Chordata; Aves; Passeriformes; Passeridae. Bases 36 to 1178 code for a protein of 380 amino acids. The transcript has 4 exons. Gene Ontology annotation, molecular function: alpha-N-acetylneuraminate alpha-2,8-sialyltransferase activity. The record is from RefSeq and is a predicted model, not a curated record.